UUUGCCUCCAAAGCACGAGCAUGACCAACCCGACCGUCCUCCAGGUGCUCACGCGCGGCCUCGGGCAGACGCUGCCGGCGCACCCGGGCAAGGACCUGACCGUGCCGCAGGCGCCCGUGCGCACGCCCAACCUCACGGAGCGCGAGACGCGCCUCGCCAUCAAGAACGCGCUGCGCUACUUUCCGUCUGCGUGGCAUGCGACGCUCGCGCCCGAGUUUGCGCAGGAGCUCAAGGACGAGGGCCACAUCUACAUGUACCGCUUCCGGCCCACCGAGUACGAGAUGAAGGGGUACCCGGUCGAUUGGUACCCGGCCAAGACGACAUCCGCCAAGGCGAUCAUGAUGAUGAUCAUGAACAACUUGGACAAGGCGAUUGCGCAGUUCCCCGCGCACCUCAUCACGUACGGCGGCAACGGCAGCGUCUUCUCCAACUGGGCGCAGUACCUCCUCGUGAUGAAGUACCUCUCGGAAAUGACGGAGGACCAGACGCUCGUGCUCUACUCGGGCCACCCCGCGGGUCUCUUUCCGUCGUCGCCGGACGCGCCGCGCAUGAUUGUGACCAACGGCAUGAUGAUCCCCAACUACAGCACGCGCGAGAUGUACGACAAGCUUUACGCGAUGGGCAACACGCAGUAUGGCCAGAUGACGGCGGGUAGCUACUGCUACAUUGGACCCCAGGGCAUCGUGCACGGCACGACCAUCACGGUCAUGAACGCGGCGCGCAAGUACCUCGGGAAGGAGAGCAUGAAGGGCGUCGUGUACGUCUCGUCGGGUCUCGGCGGCAUGUCGGGCGCGCAGCCCAAGGCCGGUGUCAUUGCCGGCAUGAUCUCGGUCACGGCCGAGGUCGACUAUGCGGCCAUCGAGAAGCGCCACGCGCAGGGCUGGGUCAACGAGAUCGCGACGACCUUGCCGCAGUGCCUCGACAUGAUCCGGUCCGCGCGCAAGGACCAGCGCGUCGUCUCGAUCGCGUACCACGGCAACGUCGUGGACCUCUGGGAGGCGCUUGCGGACGCGGCGGACGCGGGCGAGCACCUCGUGGACCUCGGCUCGGACCAGACGUCGUUGCACAACCCGUACAACGGCGGGUACUACCCGGUGCAGCUCUCGUUCGACGACGCGCUCAAGAUGAUGGCGUCGGACCCGGCGCACUUCAAGGAGCUCGUGCAGUCGUCGCUGCUUCGCCACGUGAGCGCGAUCAACCGGCUCACAGCCAAGGGCAUGUACUUUUGGGACUAUGGCAACUCGUUCUUGCUCGAGGCGAGCCGCGCCGGCGCCGACAUUUACAAGUCGGACGACUUGGAAGACGGCUUCAAGUACCCGUCGUACGUGCAGGACAUUAUGGGCGACAUCUUCUCGCUCGGCUUUGGUCCGUUCCGCUGGGUGUGCACGUCGGGCGACGAGGCCGACUUGCUCAAGACGGACGCGAUCGCCGGCCGCAUCCUCAACGAGUACCUCGCGACCGCGCCGCCGCUCGUGGCCGCGCAGCUCCGCGACAACAUUCGCUGGAUCGAAGCCGCGGACGAAAACAAGAUGGUCGUCGGCACGCAAGCGCGCAUUCUGUACGCCGACCGCCACGCGCGCGCCAGCAUUGCGAUUGCGCUCAACCAAGCGAUCGCGUCCGGCGAGCUCUCGGCGCCCGUCGUGCUCUCGCGCGACCACCACGACGUCUCGGGCACCGACUCGCCGUUCCGCGAGACGUCCAAUGUCACGGACGGCUCGAUGUUUUGCGCCGACAUGGCGAUCCACAACGUGAUUGGCGACGCGGCGCGCGGCGCGACGUGGGUCUCGAUCCACAACGGCGGCGGUUGCGGCUGGGGCCAGGUCAUGAACGGUGGGUUCGGCCACGUGCUCGACGGGUCGCAGGCCGCGGAGCGCAAGGCCGCGAGCAUGUUGCGCUGGGACGUCAACAACGGCGUCUCACGCCGCGCGUGGGGCCGCAACGACAAUGCGUGCUUUGCGAUCGCGCGCGAGAUGGAGGUCGACCCGCUCCUGACCGUCACGAUGCCCCAGGCUGCCGACGACGACCUCAUCAAGCGCGUGUGCGACGCGACCUUUCAGUAGGUCUCGAGACCAACAGGGUGUCACCUCGUGAAGCUUCGUAGUCGAAGCAAGGUCAAACCGUGUAGUAGAAACAAGUGAUUGAAUGGAUUUUGAAUUGAAUAUGAGGCGUUCGUACAAGCGCUUGCAUGGCGAC
This is a messenger RNA of Saprolegnia diclina VS20, 2193 nucleotides long. RefSeq names its product urocanate hydratase. NCBI's taxonomy places the organism in Eukaryota, Oomycota, Saprolegniomycetes, Saprolegniales, Saprolegniaceae. The coding region runs from base 21 to 2060 and encodes 679 amino acids. Gene Ontology annotation, biological process: L-histidine catabolic process. The record is from RefSeq and is a predicted model, not a curated record. Gene Ontology annotation, molecular function: urocanate hydratase activity. The transcript has a single exon.